Molecule: messenger RNA, 2315 nt
Organism: Verruconis gallopava
Lineage: Eukaryota; Fungi; Ascomycota; Dothideomycetes; Venturiales; Sympoventuriaceae
Exons: 1
Coding region: 43-1914 (623 amino acids)
Source: RefSeq, a predicted model, not a curated record
AGCGGACAGAUGUAGUUACUUCCACAUCCAGCGUCCUAUGCAAUGAUUGAAUCUUCUGUUGAUCUGCGUACCUUUACCUAUGAGCCUUUGCAGAACCCGUCGGAAUGGAUAAGACUUGCACAUAUCCACUCGCCUCUAGACGGCGACUCAUCCAAUGUCAUUUCAAUCACUUUAAAGUCUUUCCGGCGCGCGCCUGAUUUGCAUUACGAUGCUCUAUCCUACACAUGGGGAGAUAGUACGAAAACAGAACCAAUAGUCGUUAAUGCGUCGAGGUUCGAGGCUACCAAAAACCUUAUUGCGGCACUACAACAACUUCGCGAUUCAAGACUGGAUAAGAUUCAGAGGAGUAAUCUCAUUUGGAUUGACGCUUUAUGCAUUAACCAAAACGACGAGGAAGAAAAAUCAAAACAGGUGCAGAUGAUGCGUAACAUCUUUGGCAGUGCUGUUCAGGUUCUUGUUUGCCUUGGUCCCGCAGACAAACAGCUCCAGAACGGCCUUGAAGCUGUAGCGACAGUAGCACAAUCAUGCGCACAGAGGUGGAUGAGCCGUCCCUUCGACAACUCCUUCCCUUGUGAAGAAGAUAUCAAUGACUUUCACGAGAUUCUUAACAUUCUCAGGACACAACGCUCAGAUUACUCGACGCUCAGCUCGAUUCAACAUGUGUAUCAACAAUCGUGGUGGGAGCGAGUAUGGGUAAUUCAAGAAGUGGCAGUUGGAAAACAGGCCUGGGUAAUUGGUAGGAACGCUGCAGUAGACUACAAGUGGUUCGGCUGCUUCUACGGCUCAGUCCAAAGGUUAUCGGUAAUAUCAAGAAUGGGCGGCCAAGAGCUUACACGGGACUGGAACGAGAUCAUUUGGACUCUGGUCCAUUGCACGCAGCGCACUUAUUGCGCUGUCCGACCAUGGACAGAAAUUGGGCAUACAGAUUUGCUGGCUGCACUUAUCUGGCUCUUUGUGACGGGACGCAACUGCGCCUCGGAUCCAAGAGACUUGUUCUAUGCGCUUGGUGGCCUUGGAGUCGGCGUUGAUGAAGCAAUCGGACGAGUAGAUUACACUUUGCCGUGGCCAGAAGUGCAUGCCGCCGCAGCACAACAUUUACUUUUGACCCGUGGUCUUUCAGUUCUGUCUUUUUGCACAUACAAUGAAGACAGGCAGAUGAACGAGCUUCCAUCUUGGGCUCCGGACUGGACUCAGCAUGUGCCGUGUCCCAUUGUGUUCAAUAACUUCAACGACAUGGAAACACUCUAUUUGGCUUGUGGAACAACCUCACAAUCUUUGGAAAACAGAUUUACAGGGAAACAUCUAAAACUUUCUGGAUGCCGUGUAGCAUCUAUAGAGGCAGUCUCCGAAAUCUCGAGAAUUCCACAGGGUGGCGAGAACACUGGUGAAGCAAUUGUUUCGGCUAUGAGAGAACUGCGUUCCAACAUCAUUGAAUUUGCAACAUCUUUAGAGCUGCCAGAUAAUCUUAGAGAUGCGAUUGUCAUGCGCGUCAUGUCUGGUGACACUGAAUAUACGAAUGAGCGAAAGCGGCUACUUAUGCCUGCUGACGAAUCCGCCUACCAAGCAGCGAUGAGAUAUAUUCAACUGCCUCUAAGAGAUGAACCGGGAUACGAUAUGAGCUUUGAAAAAGCGACGUCCGAGUUCCAUGCUGGUAAUCGUUACAUACGAGCCGUGGAUUGGGUAGCAGAAUCUCGCCGCGUAUUCAAAUCUUCCGCCGGGCAAAUUGGGCUUGCACCUCAAGCUACGAAAAGGGGCGAUCUACUAUGCAUCUUUCUGGGGGCAACAGUCCCUUUCAUUCUCAGAGAGACAGGCGAGGACGCAUACCUUCUGAUAGGCGAAGCUUAUGCUGACGGCAUUAUGGAUGGAGAAUUCAUGAAAGCUGACCCUAAGACGGAGCUUUUUACGUUGACUUGAGUAGGAUUGCCUCAAGAGCUUGGUAGCGGUUUUUUUUCAUUGGCUAUGUCGGUCAUUUACGUCGGUUUAUUGCAACUGUAGCUCAUCAACAUAAGGCAAUUCUGGAAGACAACAACGACAAUGAGCAAUCUGGUCCAGCGAAAAAGAGAUAGGGUGUGAUAGAAGAGAGGAAACAAGGGCUUUCGGUCAGAGUUGCCAGGUUGACUUCUACGAUUGCGAAAGGCUGGCAUUUAGAAUCACCUUGGAGAUGGAUGACGCAAAGGUAAGGAAUUUGUGCUCUUGAAAUGAACUUGAUUCUGCUGCCGUGCAAACGAAAGUUAUAUAUAUGGGAAUUUGUACGUCUUCCACCGGUUCAGCAGAUUCUAGUCCUCACAUGUGCCCUUCACAUUACGCUCAUCUGG